AUGCGCUGUGUCGCUCUCGAGGAGCAAGAGAAUGCGAUCGCGCGCGUUGUUCUUCACUGCCGGAGCUCCGGAGGUGAGCCAACGCUCGCGCGUCUCUCCGAUGGUCCUCGCCACCGGUGGAGCUGCUACCUGGGCAAUCAGGCCUAUGGCCGGUUUGGCCGCCCCGAUCGAUCCUGGGGCGCGUUUGCGGCCAUGGAGCAGCGCAAUCUCUUCUCCUGGACGAUUGCAAUGGCGGCGCUGUCCCAGAGUGGGGAGAUCCAUUGCGCCAAGGCGGUGUUUGAUCUCAUGCCAAUGAGGGAUCUCUACGCCUGGAACGUGAUGCUCUCUGCAAUCCACGAGAACGAUUCGCUGGAUGCCCUGGUGGAUGCUUUCACGAGAAUGCCGGAGAGGGAUCCAGUCUCGUGGAACGUAAUGGUUACAGCAUUUGCCCAGAACGGGCAAAUGCUCCAAGCCAUGGACUUGUUCUUGCGGAUGCCUCGCAGGAAUGUGAUCUCCUGGACAACUAUGAUUGGAGCUUUGAGCGAUUGCGAGGCCGGACGCCACGAUCUAAAACUCGAUGCAAUCGCGUUCUUCGAUCGAAUGCCGCAGAGGAACAUUGUGUCGUGGACAGCCAUGGUCCAUGCCAGUGCCUCGGCGGAUCGGCUGGAAGAGGCGAGAAUUCUCUUCGAUUCAAUGCCUGCGCGCAAUCUCGUCUCUUGGAACGUCUUUCUGGCUGGAUCGAAGGACCUCUCGAUCGAGACGCUCGAGAAGAUCCCGGCCAAGGACUCUGUGACGCUCAAGACGAUCAUGAAUUGGUACUGCCAGACUGGAAGAACCGCCGACGCUAAAGCCCUCUUCGAUCGAUUGCCCGAGAGGGAUGUCAUGUCAUGGACGUGUAUGAUCCAAGUAAAUUCUUGUCAGCUCGAUCGAGCCAAGUUUGCCUUCGAUCUAAUGCCGGCAUGGAGCGUGGUCUCCAUGAAUUCCAUGGGGGCGGUGUUUGUGACCCAUGGAGAACUUGCCAAAGCAAAAAAGCACUUUGAUCUUGGACAGGAGAGGAACGUCGUGAGCUGGACCGCGAUGAUCCAAGCGUUCGAUCGAGCCGGAGAGGUGGAAGCAGCGCAGAGAGCUUUCGAUCUAAUGCCCUCCUGGGACGAGAUCUGCUGGCUGGCGAUCCUGGCCGCGAAUUCCUCGGAUCCGGAAGCGGUCCAGCGCCUGUUCUUCCGUGCGCCGGCUAGAUCCGUCCUGGCAUGGAACGCUCUCCUCUCAGCCAUCGCGCACAGCGGAGGAGCAUCGAUCGAGGAAACAAAGAGGCUCUUCGAUCUGAUGCCGGAGCACGAUGCCGGAUCGUGGAAUGUCUUGAUCGCGAUCGAGGCAGAGGAGAUCGGAUCCAGCAAAGUCUUCUUCGACUCUUCUCCGGAGAGGAACGCUCUCUCCUGGGAAGCGCUCUUGCAAGGUACGGCAAAGUACGGGGACCUCUACGGCACAAUGUCCGUACUGGAAAAGAUGCCGGCGUGGAGCCUCCUCUCGUGGAAUCUAGCCCUUGCAGCAAAUGCCCGCUCUGGGCAUGUGGCAAGCUUACGAAGAACAUUCUCUACAAUGCCGGAACGAGACACGGUAUCUUUUGGCACCGCGCUCGCGGCAUUUGCCCACAGUGGGCACGGCACAGACGGCAUCCUCCUCUUCCACGUCAUGCUCCUCGAGGGCGUGGCGCCCAGUGAUAUUUGCUUCGUCCACCUCUUGGUAGCCUGCAACCACGUCGGCCUCCUUCACGAGGGAUUGUGUGUGUUCUCGGGCAUGGCCGGCGAUCACGGGGUGGCACCCGGGCUCGAGCACUUUUGCUGCGUGGUGGACAUCCUGGGAAAGGUCGGGAGGCUGGAAUAUGCCCGCUGGCUUCUGGAGAAUAUGCCGUUCGUACCCGAUGACGUGGCGUUGGGGAGCUUGUACGGCGCGUGUGUUGUUCACGGUGACGUGGAGGGCGCCAGGGCAGCACUCGCCGCGAUGACGUGGGACUCCAACUAA
This is a messenger RNA of Selaginella moellendorffii, 1998 nucleotides long. RefSeq names its product pentatricopeptide repeat-containing protein At2g35030, mitochondrial. The record is from RefSeq and is a predicted model, not a curated record. The transcript has a single exon. Lineage: Eukaryota; Viridiplantae; Streptophyta; Lycopodiopsida; Selaginellales; Selaginellaceae. Bases 1 to 1998 code for a protein of 665 amino acids. Gene Ontology annotation, molecular function: protein binding.